AUGAGAUUUUUAAAACCUCAUUUUCUUCUUUCUUCAGCUUUAUCCAGAGCUACAGUGAGAGUAACUCCAGACAGAUCUGUGUUCACUGGAGAGACAGUCACUCUGAAGUGUGAGAUAGAGGAUCAGUACAGUAACUUUACAUAUCGGUGGUCUAACAGUCGUACUUCAGUGUUUAACUCCGAACAUUACACUGUAAAAAGAGACACUCUCACUAUCAAUAGAGUUACUGAAUCUGAUCAGGAUGCGUACUGGUGUAUAGUAAAUAGAGAUGGACGACCUUCAUUAUCAAGCUCAUCUGUUAAUCUUACUGUUAAGGCUUUACCCAGAGCUACAGUGAUAGUAACACCAGACAGAUCUGUGUUCACUGGAGAGACAGUCACUCUGAAGUGUGAGAUAGAGGAUCAGUACAGAUCAUUAAACUGGAGAUAUGGGUGGUCUAACAGACAUACUUCAGUGUUUAACUCUGAGCGUUACAUUGUAAACAGAGACUCUCUCACUAUCAAUGGAGUUAAUGAAUCUGAUCAGAAUGAGUAUUGGUGUAUAGGAGAGAUACACGGACGACCACAGACUUCACUAUCAAGCUCUGCUAUUAAUCUCAUUGUGAAGGGAUCAAAACCAAAACCUAAUAUCAUAUCAGAGACUGAAGAAUCUGUACUGACAGCCUCAGGAUCUUCAUUUCUUGGUCUUACUGUUGGUCUGUGUCUUGGACUGAGCUUCAUGUUUUUGAUCUUUUUCUUGGUCUUGCUGUGGUGCUACAAAAACAAAAAACUCUCUCAGUCUCCGUCAGCCUUCAGUCCACAGCAGAACAUCAGUCAGACAUCAGAUCAGAAACAGACUGGCAAUGUACGUAAAGCAGCUGAUCACACCUAUGCUAAUAUUAAACUGAAAUCUAAGAAAGAAAUGAAGAAAAAGAAGAAAGAUGAUAAAGACACAAGUGCAGACAAUGAAAGUGAAGCAGCUGAUCACAUCUAUGCUAAUAUUGAACUGAAACCUAAGAAAGAAAUGAAGAAAAAGAAGAAAGACAAGAAAGGAAAUGCCAGUAAAGGUGGGGACAAUGUGUACUCUAAUCUGAAGAAAGGAGGAGGUCAAGGUGUUGCUUUUGGAUCUGUUGAUGUGGCCUACUCUUAGAUUAAAUAACAGACCAGAGGAGAAAAAAAGACGGCAAUACAGUAACUAAUGCUUAAUACUGUCAAUAUAAACCUUCAUCUGCAUCAGAGUAAAUGCUUCCUAAACUUUGAUUUUCUAAUAGCAUAAAAGAGUUUACUUAUCAGGAUAUGAGAAACUCCUUUUAAAAAUGAAACAAUGAUAUUAACUGAAUGCUCUCGGCCCGUAUGCAUUCAUCAUCAUUAAACCAGUUUGUUGGCAGAAUCCAUCAAAAGUCUGAUUAAAAAUGCUAAUUUACAAGAAAACUGUAAGAAAGAAACUUUUUAUAAAACUACAGUUUCUUUUUUGUUUAUAAAUCUGUACAGAAUUUGGGAUUUUACAACUAUUUUGUGUUUUUUUUUUCAGUUUUUCACUGUAUUUUUUGUCUUUUACAGUUUUUAAGAAUAUUCUUACCAUACUCAUUUGCAUAUUAAUUCUCACCUUUUGUAAAUAA
This is a messenger RNA of Misgurnus anguillicaudatus (oriental weatherfish), 1597 nucleotides long. RefSeq lists its product as uncharacterized. Gene Ontology annotation, biological process: immune response; cell surface receptor signaling pathway. Gene Ontology annotation, molecular function: transmembrane signaling receptor activity. Lineage: Eukaryota; Metazoa; Chordata; Actinopteri; Cypriniformes; Cobitidae. Gene Ontology annotation, cellular component: external side of plasma membrane. The record is from RefSeq and is a predicted model, not a curated record.